AUGAAUUACAACGGGUCCAGGAAAUGUACCUUGGCAGAGGAAUAUUUCUGCAUAUACUUUCUUUCUACCUGUUCCAAAGCACAGGUCUGCUCGCCGACAAUGCGCAAAAUCCAACAGGAAGCUCCUGCUGAUAAAAGGAAGCGCGCCGAUAAGGAUUCCAUUCGAGUUUGUUUGCCCCUCGUCGAAAGGAGGUCUCGUUUUCCCAAAGUUCAAAAUCCCUUGAUAACAGAAUUACACUUAAAAUUACUCAGAAACGAAACGGAACGGCUUUUGGCUUGGACUUCCUGGCGCGAUCGAACGAAGCCGAUGAAGAAUCUCUUCCACAUCUUAUUGACUCUUCGAAAUCAAGGAGCUAGAAAUAAUGGAUACAGCGACAUCGGUGAGUGCUGGCGAGAAGAGUUGGGAAUCCCAGAUCUCGAGACAUCAAUGGAGAGACUUUACCUUCUAAUUAAACCUCUUUACUCAUUACUGCAUGCAGUGGUGAGAUUUCACCUGGGUCGAACUUACCCUGGGAUUGUCGAGUCCAAGAAACCGAUUCCUGCUCACCUGCUAGGUGAUCUUCAUUCUCAAAACUGGGAAUCCCUGAUCGGUUUACUUCUACCGAAGGAAUUGUCCAAUCUCGUAGACUUGAAAGCUCGGAAGAGUCAUAAUUUCACGGUGCAUGAUUUAUUGAGGAUUUCCGAAAAUUUCUACACGUCUCUGGGCUUCCCCUCGAUGACUGAAGAAUUUUGGAAAAAUUCCAUUUUCGAGGGGAACACCCGAGGCAGGAAUCGGUGUCACGGAGCUGCGAUUAACAUGUUCAAUCCUGGAGAUUUUAGGAUAUUUGCAUGUCUCGAGGUGUCCAUCGAAGCUUUCCGGUUAAUUCAUCACGAAAUGGGCCAUGUUCAGUACUACAUGGCCUACGAGGAUCAGCCGGCGAUAUUUCGAGACGGAGCCAGCACAGCUUUCCACGAAGCAAUAGGCGACGCUGUGAUGACCGGAGUAAUGGCACCAAGAAAUAUUAAACGUUUUGGCCUCCUGCGAGAUCAUCGCUCCAGAGAAACAAUAGAAAACUGGUUCGGUCCUUCAUUAAAAGAGGACAAUUUAACCGGUCCCUUGGACCUAGUGAUUUUGUUAAGACACGCGCUAUCGAAGCUACCGCAACUGCCGUACAGUAUGGCGAUAGAGAAGUGGAGAUGGGGCGUCUUCUCCGAGGAAAUUAAACCCACAGAAUACAACAGAGCAUGGUGGGAGAUAAACCGAAAAUACAUGGGAGUCGAGCCAGGUACAACUAGAAACGAAGAAUCCCUCGACGCCGCCGCGAAACUCCACGUCGCAGACGGUACACCUUACGCCAGGUACUUCCUGGGCCAGAUUCUGCAGUUUCAGCUCUUCGAGAGCAUGUGCAACGCAACGCGGGUAAAAAGGUCCUCGCCACUGCACCGAUGCGACAUCUACCGUUCUAAGGAAGCAGGAGACAGACUCAGGUCGCCGAUGAAGCUUGGAAGAAGCACGAACUGGCGUUACAUUUUGCGGAUGAUGACAGGAUCAACCGAGUACAGAGCCGAGCCAUUGUUGCGGUACUACCAGCCCUUGCGAAAAUGGCUGGAACAUCAGAUCGAGCGGCACAACAUCACGCUCGGUUGGGAAUAAAGUAUCGCUUAAUCCCUUCUUCUC
Messenger RNA from Orussus abietinus, 1656 nucleotides. RefSeq names its product angiotensin-converting enzyme. Gene Ontology annotation, biological process: proteolysis. The record is from RefSeq and is a predicted model, not a curated record. Gene Ontology annotation, cellular component: plasma membrane. Gene Ontology annotation, molecular function: peptidyl-dipeptidase activity; metallopeptidase activity. The coding region runs from base 1 to 1632 and encodes 543 amino acids. The transcript has 7 exons. NCBI's taxonomy places the organism in Eukaryota, Metazoa, Arthropoda, Insecta, Hymenoptera, Orussidae.